Tarenaya hassleriana is the source of this 1469-nucleotide messenger RNA. RefSeq names its product zinc-finger homeodomain protein 7-like. Gene Ontology annotation, biological process: regulation of developmental process; regulation of DNA-templated transcription. Gene Ontology annotation, cellular component: nucleus. Gene Ontology annotation, molecular function: DNA-binding transcription factor activity; transcription cis-regulatory region binding. Lineage: Eukaryota; Viridiplantae; Streptophyta; Magnoliopsida; Brassicales; Cleomaceae. Bases 375 to 1193 code for a protein of 272 amino acids. The transcript is spliced from 2 exons. The record is from RefSeq and is a predicted model, not a curated record.
ACCGAGAGAGAGAGAGAGGGGAGAGAGAGAGGGGCAAUAAUGGGGGGAUGGACCAGGGUUGCAGGUGGUGAGAGAGCAAACAUAUGACCUUGUCUGAAAAUUAAGAGCAGUUACCACCACCUCCUCCACCAUCUCUCUCUCUCUCUCUCUCUCUCUCUGGUAGGUGUUGUGCAUAAUUUCGUGUACAUAAACAAAGAAACCCACAAGUUGCUUAGCUUUGUUGGAUUCGUGAAAUAAAACUUGAUGGGCGACAGGAAACAUAGGCGCACAUGCCACUCUCCCUCUCUUUCUGAUCUUUCUCUCUCUGCUUCAGCAAUUCCAGCUUGCUCUCCCUUCUGAAACAAGGAGGGUUUUUUGAAACAUCAAGCUUUACGAUGGAGCUUGAAGGUAAAGCUAAUGCAACAUUUUUCAGCACAAUCCCGUCAAAAACCCUAGAUCACCACCCCCAACACACGAUCGUCAGACCUCAGACCGUCCUGAGAAGAGACCCUUACCCAGAUCCGGAAGCCGAGCCCGACCCGGAUCCGGACCCGGUUUCCACCUCUCCACCCACUCCGCCGUCUCCGCCGGCGGUUUCAGUCGCCAACCGAACAAAUCAGAGAAGGAGGGCACGUGGCGAGACCACGGUGAGGUACCGGGGAUGCCAGAAGAACCACGCGGCGGCCACCGGCGGCCACGUGGUGGACGGCUGCUGCGAGUUCAUGCCCAGCGGGGAAGAGGAAACGCCGGAGGCGCUAAAAUGCGCCGCGUGCGGAUGCCACCGGAGCUUCCACAGGAGAGACAUCGACGGCCAGGAUUCGCCGGCGCCGUACAUGUACGCCCAUACAACGAGCAAACACGUGAUGACUCCUACGUUGUACUGUAGUGGGUCGUACAGACUGCUACAGCCUCAUGCAGUGCACCGGACGGCUGAGAUACCGCGGAGAUCGUAUUCAACGGAGGACAUGAACAAUGUGUAUCAGAGGAGGUCGGGAGAGGAAAAGGGGUCGAGGAAGAAGAGAUUCAGGACGAAGAUCAACGAAGAACAGAAGGAGAAGAUGAAGGAAUUCGCGGAGAGACUGGGAUGGAGGAUGCAGAAGAAAGACGAAGAAGAGGUUGAUAAGUUUUGCUCGCAGGUGAAUCUGAGGAGACAGGUUUUCAAGGUGUGGAUGCAUAAUAACAAGCUGAAGAGGAACAUCAGUCACCAAAAGUGAAUUCAUCUCUGUCUCUUCUUUUUGUUAUUUUCUCCCUAAAUAAAAUCCAACUUUUGGGGAGGAAUUUGCGACUCGUUCUACUAUGCCAAUGGACAAAGAUCCAUCUAUACGGCGAGACACGUACGUACGUUCGAAUUGGACGAUUGAUGACUGUCUUUUGUUGGAUGGAUAAGUUCCGACCGUACGUUGGUGUUGUGUUUCUGGAACGGUGUCUGGUCUGGUCUGAUUAUAAUAUUAAUCUUACUUGUUGGAAUAAUAAACUAAUUAUAGUCGUUU